Limanda limanda (common dab) is the source of this 6530-nucleotide messenger RNA. RefSeq names its product leukocyte receptor cluster (LRC) member 8 (gene leng8). Gene Ontology annotation, cellular component: nucleus. The coding region runs from base 279 to 2873 and encodes 864 amino acids. The transcript has 15 exons. Lineage: Eukaryota; Metazoa; Chordata; Actinopteri; Pleuronectiformes; Pleuronectidae. The record is from RefSeq and is a predicted model, not a curated record.
CAACCUGCUCAGACGAAGACGAGGAUCCAGCGAAGCUCAAGUGUUAAUGUUAACUGAUAUUUCUUAUUUUAAUCUGUAUUUAAAGUCUAUCAGAGUUUGGUUUGUAGGUGGCCUUGUUCGCGGUUGUCUGGCUGAGUCGAUUGUCACCGGCCGGUUGACAGUCGUGUCGGACUUCAUCUUGUUUACCAUCAACUCUAGCAGACGAGCUAACGUCGUUAGCUCGGUCGCUAGCCCGCGCAGUGCUAGCGUUAGCUUCGUAACGCUGAAUCUGUGGCGAAAUGGCGGCCAACAAGACACAGACAGCACCAGCGAGUAACUGGUCUUAUGCUGGUCCUGACGAUGGCCGGGUUCACGAAAACCCAGAGUGGGAGAAAGCAAGACAAGCACUAGCAUCCAUUACCAAGAGUCAGAGCACUGCAAAGGCUGCACAAGCCAACCGGACCACAGCAGAGGCCGGUCAGUUCCAGCCAGCAGUGACUGACUCAGUUCCCAUGGCGCUGCCACCGCCACCGCAGCAGCAGCAGCAGCAGCAGCAGCAGCAGCAGCAGCAGCAGCAGCAGCAGCAGCAGCAGCAGCAGCAGCAAUACUAUCCGUGGUACCAACAAUCACAGCAGCACUACCCUGGAUACACAUACCCCUAUAACUAUUAUUACCCCAUGGGUCCAUAUGGAGCUACAUAUCCACCAAACCAGUAUGGUGUACCCCCAGGGCCUUACCCAGGAAGUCCUCUAGCCAAUGGCCAGCCUCCUCCAGUGCCUGGAAUGGAAGACCAGUCCCCCAGCUACCCCUCUCAACCACAACCCCCUCCCCCUGCUACUCCCCAACCCCCCCAGAGUCCAACCACCUCAGAGAAACACCCUCCCCCUCCAACCCCACCCAUUCCUUCCUCUCCCAACUCCCAGUAUCCCCCCCCUCCUUCCCAAAAUGCUUACAGUGCCAAUAACUCCAUGCCAUACCCAUCUGGUGACCCCAACCAAAUGCAACACUAUAAUCAUUCCCAGGGAAGGCCUAACUAUGGCCAGGGCUUCCAGCCCCAGAGCACCUAUCAGUCCUCUCAGAGUAACUCUCAGCAUCCAGGCCAGUAUGUACCAGGAUUGGGCAGAGGAGAGGCCAACAAAAACCAAACCCAAGGACAACAACUGUGGCAUCGCAUGAAACAAGCACCUGGGGCAGGUAGUGUGAAGUUCAAUAUUCCCAAGAAGCCCUAUCAGGUACAGUGUUCUCCAACGUCGAAUCAGGCUUUCCCUCCAGGCGAGCAGCCCUCAGGAUUAAAUCCAGCUCCGUCCUCCCCAGGUUCUGCCAACGCUGCAUCUGCAGGUGCUCAGACAAGGCCCCAGGACUGGCCCCAAGCCAUGAAGGAAUAUGUGCAGCGCUGUUUUACAGCAUGUGAGACAGAGGAAGACAAAGAUCGCACAGAGAAAACGCUGAAGGAAGUCCUGCAGGAUCGACUAAAGGACGGCUCUGCUUACACCAUUGACUGGAAUCGUGAGCCACUGCCAGAACUAAGGGCCAAGCAGUCUCGUUGGGAAUCUGUCUCAUCCCUGAGGUCCUCAGAUGGUUCAAAUGGCCGUGGUGGAAGUACAGUGGCUGCAUCUUUGAGAGGCAGGGCCGGAGGACACAGACUGGGCCACUACAGGAAUAUAUUUUCUCAAAGGAGUCCAUCCUCUAGUUCCUCCCGUUCCUCCUCCCGCUCUCCAUCCCCCUCUCAUGGCCGACACAGGGACCGCAGCAACCAAAGGCACAGGAGAAGUGAUUCUGGCUCACAGUCAGACAGCAGCAUCUCCAGUGACCUUCGUAGUCAAAUUUCAAGACGAGGUCAGAAAGGAGCCCGUGGUCGUGGUAAUGACAGAGAUAGAGGCCGAGGGGGUGGAGAGAGAGGAAGAGGAAGAGGAGGAAAAGCUAAUAGAGGAAGACGAAGCAUGGAAGAAACCGGUGGGAAGAAGAGGAAAGGAGGAAAUGCCGGUCUGGAUUUCCAUGACCCCAACAGAGAAGCCAAGAAACAGAGCAGAGCCGCUCGCUUCCACAAGCAGCUCCGUGUAGAGCCCCUGGUUCUCUCUGUCAAUACAGUAGACCUGCCUAAUGGUACACAGGAGGGCCUCAGCUGGGAGGACUGUCCUAUUGUGGGAACAUGUCAGGACAUCACCAAGCACUACCUGAGGCUCACAUGUGCCCCUGACCCCAGCACUGUGCGCCCUGUGCACGUGCUGAGAAAAUCUCUGCCGCUUGUGAAACUCGACUGGAAAAACAACCAGGACUACACUUACGCCUGUGAGCAGAUGAAGUCCAUACGACAAGACCUCACGGUCCAGGGAGUUAGAACAGACUUCACAGUGGAAGUGUACGAGUGUCAUGCACGUAUUGCUCUCGAAAAGGGAGACCAUGAGGAGUUCAAUCAGUGCCAGACCCAGCUGAAGGCCUUGUACAAGGACCAUCCCUCCGUGAACAUAGGAGAGUUUACGGCAUAUAGGUUGCUGUAUUACAUCUUCACCAAAAACUCUGGCGAUCUCACCACUGAGUUGGUGUACUUGACCCCGGCAUUGCAGGCAGAUAAGUGUGUGGCUCAUGCUCUUGCACUCCGAGCUGCCUGGGCAUUAGGAAACUUUCGCCGUUUCUUUAAGCUCUACCUGGAAGCACCACGAAUGGCCUCAUAUCUCAUUGACAAGUUUGUAGAGAGGGAAAGAAAGAUUGCUCUUCGGGCCUUAUUCAAAUCGUUCAGGCCUGACUUGCCAGUCGAAUAUGUUCAGUCCAGUCUGGGCUUCACUUGUUUAGACUCCUGUGUGACCUUUCUUACUGGGCUAGGUGUCACCUUCGCCCCAUAUGACGCCACAAAGAUAGACUGUAAAGCCAGCGCCGCAGCUUUGGCUGCCUCCUGAGUGGUUGGGUGGAGUAGUAGAAUGUGGGGAGACCCUCAUGGAUACUUACAUAUUCACUGCACUGCACUUUAGUCACCUUAGUCAGUUCAGAUAAGAUUCAGAUUAACACCUUUACCAGCCCUAUUGAGAAGGAAACAUUCUAACACGCUGCUGAGAGAAUGAGAUUUCAGGAUACAGGGUUAAUUAUCUGACACUGCGAUAAGAACAGUUUCAAACAUGAGGGAGAAUAUUUGCACACUCAACUAUUGCCAGAUAGCCUAAUUCCCAACUUAACACAAUAGUUGUGAUGCCAGAAAAGUGAAUCAACAGAUCAGAUUGGGAAAAGUCAUGUAGUCUCAGGACUUAGAGGCCAAGUACAAGAUCAGGGUGCCCCCCCCUCCAUGGUUCCUGUUCCCUUACGACCAUCAGGUGUCACAGCUAACAGUGUUCUGUUAUGUCUUUUCCUUCCUCAAGUCAACAGCUCCAAGGCCUGAAGAUUCAAGCCAUGUCAAUCAAAAAGGGAAAUGCACAGCUCUUCUUCAAGUCACGUAUCGUGCGCUCUCUUGAUCGAAGUCAAGCCGAUCGUUGAAUCAAGUCAACUUCACAUUAUCCCCUCAGAGACUGUGAGACGGCCAGGUGAGAAGAUGCAGUUUGUCUGCGAGAAGAAGUGGUGGUUUGUAUGUCCUGCCCUGCUACCCAUGUCCUCCAUGUUUGAUCUGCACCAGGCGGUUCAUCCCGUUCCUUCUCCCCAACACAUGCUGUUUCAAAACGACGGACUGAAGUCUAAAGUCACCUGGUUGUGUUCAGAACUGUUAAACCGCCUGGUCAGUUUAGAAUGGUAUUCCAGCAUUGGGAAGAAGUCUCAACCUGUUGAGCAUUGACUCUGUAUGAUAAAGGAUACAGGCCAGUGUUCUACAUCAAGGUUGUGUCAUCGCUCCUCCACAUCCUGGAAGCUAAACGCCAUCUCUAGGAUCUAAGCAGCUUGAGGCAGAAAGGAAAACCUGUUUCCAUCAUCCUAGGGUGGAAGAUCCUGUCAGCACCUGGAAUCCAGCCCAGCCCGGUCAUCACAGCAAAGUGCACCAGUGACGUCACCUUGACUUCACCAGCUCAGGGCCCCGGAGGGGAAACGUGCUGCUGCUUCUCAAAAGAGUAACGAGUGGUUUGUAUGAUGCUACAUCUGCUGUUGGUAUUCGCAUGGCUGGUAAGAAAAAAGGGACUUCUUCUGGAAGGCGGUGGAUGACGACAUCUCUUCUGUGGGUUUUUUUUUUUUUAUGGAGCAGCAAUAUUAAUUGUCCUGACGAAAGAAAAACAUUCAUCUUUCAUAAGAAAAUGUCAGACUGAAGAAAAGAUUGAAGGAAGAUCCCAGACUGUUUCAAUGUCAUGAUCAAGUAAUUGAAAUCAAAACACAUUAUUUUUAAACUAUCUGAGUUAAAAUCUGUAGUUUUACUGGUGCAGACCAGUUUCCUUGACGUGGCAGUGAAAUCGUAGCAGACUUCCAUCUCUCUGAUUCAGCACAUUUUCUUCUUCAGGUAUGUGACUUGAGGGUGCGUAGAUAGAUUUUUGACCAGGAAAAGGCGUAUGUUAUUUCAGUAAAAAUUCUUCAGCCGCUCAUAAAUGUGAGGAAAUUUAACCAGGUGAACAUUUCACAGUGACGUUUCCUGAUACUUUUUACAAUAUUCUCAUUUAAUACUCGCCUGAAAUUGAAAACACAAAUUGAUACAGUCCCUCAUUAAUUGAGUUGUGGUCUUUAACAGUAUGAAUAACUAUGGAAGAAAGAUUGAUGUGGUAAACUUUGGUUGAACUGACCUGGGCACAAGUUGGAUGCAGGCUUUUUGUAAAAAAAAUGUCUUAUGUAAAUAUUGUAUGAUAAUGAUUUCCUUUCAGUUAAUGCAUUAUUUUUUUCACACAUGGGUAAGUGUGAAGGUUUUUUUCCCCUGAGUUUCUCAAAACUAUGUGAAUAUGUAAAGUUAAAUGCAGAUGGGUCUGAAUUGGAUUGUGUGCAGUGUCUUUAACAUCAGUACAGUGGUAGUUUUUUCCUGUGAAAUAUCUUAAACCAAAUUUUGUUAUGAUCCUUUCAUGAGAGAACUUUUUAAACUUGUUCCUCAGACAAAACAAUCGCUUCUUGUUAAGUAGCAUAGAUUUUCCAUCAAGUUGGCAAUGUGAUUGUUUAAACCUGGAUGUUUGUCAAAGUGUUGUGCAAUGACAAUGAUCUCAACAUGUUUUCUUUCUCCCCCCCCUUCAUCCAUCUGACCUCUGUCGUCUUUACUGUUCCCCCCCUCCUCACUCCCCAAACCCCUCUCACACACCACCAGACGUCUCGUUCUCCAGCUCACAGCACUGCUGCAAUGCAGGAGCACAGAAAGUGGGCGAACCUCCUCCAGACGCCAGCCGGAGAGAGGGAGAGAGAAUUGUGAGCAAAAUCCAAGUCUGGUGCUCAAGUUGAAGCUGUACAGCUGAUCUAUGGGAGCCUCACGUAAUGAAAUGUAAUGAAAAUGUUGAUCUGCUGCAGAUGUGAUUUUUCUGCUUAGUCCAGAUAUUUCAACACUUUGCUUGUACUAUGAGACGCCUGUUUAGUUUUAGACUCUGUUUUGAUGGAAGUCAUAAUGUGCUUAUCUGUUUGUCCAGACACAUUUGUAGCUUAUUUUUCUAUUUUUUUUUUUUUUUCUUCUGAAGUUUCGCUAUUUACUUUUUUUUCUUUCACCUAAUUAAUUUAUUGCCAGGAAUCUUUAGGCCUGGGUUUGCUUGAGCAGAUUUACGUGAAUCGGAGUUGUUUAUUUUAGAGAGUUUUUCCCUCAUAGUCUUGAAUGUGUCUGCACAUACAGAACAAAUCGUUUUCCUACAAAACUUUCUCUGGUAUCUAGGCAAAGUUUCUAUUUUGAAAAGUGCUGGUGUGUGCUUCCAUGCUCAGAUUCCCCUUUCAGUAGCGUCACAUGUGAUGAUUGUUGACUGUGAUUGUUUGUUUCCUUAGGCUUGUGUAAAUGUGCACUUUUUACACAGGGUUAAAGUGUGUACUUUUGAUGUCUCAGGUUGAAACAGACCAGGAAGUUCACUUUAUUAUCAUUUCUUUUUAAUAGAAAUUCACCCCAGAUAACUAACGAUACACAUUUAAUUUGGAUGUCCCGCCUCCACCCUCCUCCGAUGCCUGAGUCAUGUUUUCAGUAUUUUUUGCUCCCUUGUUUUGCUGUAUAUCUCCCAUCAGUCUGUAACUUCUUCCUUGACACGUCACUCUGGAAGAACUCCCAUGUGUCUCUUCACCUCAGCUCUGUUCAUUUCCUCCCAUUUCCCCUAUUUAACUUCAUUUAAGUUAAGUUGAUCUCGUCUCUCUUCUCACUUUCUCUCACUCCGUCUCCCUGCAUUCUUCCCUCCCUCCUCUCCUCCAAAACUAAACACUAUUGGUUCUAUUCUCAUUCUCCUCUUUUCCCUAAAUGUUGUUGAGUUUGUUUGUGACUGUUUGCCAGGUGCAACUAAAGUCACUCUCACUAGUAAGUAUUGUAUUGCUUCUGCAAUGCUUGGAUAGUUUAUGUUCCAGCUCACUAACAACUGAAGGUUUAUCUGCAUCACCCAAUCCCCGUCCCUCACUUCCCCUUGCCUCUACAGAUCUAAUAUGACAAACUGCCAUUUUGUAAAUAUUGUGUACAUAAUAUCUUUUGAAAAACUAAUAAAGAGCAAAUUAAUGUG